AUCAUGAGGUCAAAGGUCAAAAUGUUGAGAUCGUCGGCCGUCUAUUUUGAUAUAAAAAAUCUACACUUAAGCCGAUCUAAACUCAAACAAUCAUCGCAAGUGUCGGCCCUGUUAUCUGGGUUUGCAUUAGUAGCUAUGGUGGAAAUGGAUGUCAAAACUGAUGGUCCCAAUAAAGUACCGUUUGCUCUACUAUUGACGUUCAUAAUAGUUACUACACUACUAGUAUCGGUACAUAUGUUAGCCUUGAUGAUAUCAACGUGUAUACUACCCCAUAUCGAUGCAGUGGCCAGUAUGGGUGAUAGUGGUGAUGGUGAUGAUGGUGGCGGAGCUCAGGUAGCCUACGAUGAGUCGCCACAUCGAAAGAUGAAACACUAUACCUCUAUUGCCUGGUUUUUCUCGACAUUUAUCGGUAUAUUCCUGUUCCUACUGGAGCUGACUAUCAUUGUUUGGGUGAAAUUUUGGUAUCUAUACAGGGGUUGGGUAGCCAUAGUGUCGACAAUCCUAUUGCUGCCCGUUAUCGGCGCCUUCCUAUUUUUUGCCUACAAUUUCUAUCAUCAAUUGGUCAACUAUAAGGUUCAUCGGACGGAACUAGUACUGGAAGAGUUGGAACAGUUAGCUAAACAGUUAGACAACACCACUACUACCACCACUACUACUACCAGUGCUAUUAGUAGUAGUACUACC
Molecule: messenger RNA, 684 nt
Organism: Oppia nitens
Lineage: Eukaryota; Metazoa; Arthropoda; Arachnida; Sarcoptiformes; Oppiidae
Product: calcium release-activated calcium channel protein 1-like
Exons: 3
Biological process (GO): store-operated calcium entry
Cellular component (GO): membrane
Molecular function (GO): store-operated calcium channel activity
Source: RefSeq, a predicted model, not a curated record